CCUGGAGACAGAGCGCAUGCGCAUCACUCUGGAUCAGCUGUCUGCAGAUGUGGCUCUAAAAAUCAAAACAGAUUUUCCUGUAGUUUUUAAAAUCUAACAAGCUAUGAAAGUUUCCAUUUUUGUUCUGUUUUGGGUCACGAUCGUUGCUGCAUCAAAUGACGACGAGAGAUUACCGAGUAAAUGCGAAGUGUGUAAGUUCCUGACAGUAGAGCUCCAGGAGGCUCUAGAGAAGACUGGGCGUUCCAAAGAGGUCCUGGAGCUGGGAGAAGUGCUGGACACUGGGAAACGGAGGAGGAAAAUUAAAUACAACACAUCUGAAACUCGGUUGACAGACGCCGUGGAUAACAUAUGUGAGCGUAUCCUGCAGUAUAAUGUUCAUGCAGAGAGGCCGGGGAGCCUUCGAUAUGCAAAGGGUGCCAGUCAAACGAUGACCACCCUGAAGAACCUGGUGCACAAAGGAGUGAAGGUGGACCUGGGGAUGCCUUUUGAGCUGUGGGAUGAGCCAUCUGUGGAGGUGUCAGACAUGAAAAAACAGUGUGAGACGAUGCUGGAGGAGUAUGAAGAGGUCGUGGAGGACUGGUAUUUUCAUCAUCAGGACGAACGGCUGGAAAACUUCCUCUGUUUGAAUCAUGUGCUCAGGACCUCAGACCAGGAAUGUCUCAAGGAGGUGUGGAAGGGGGACAUGGGUGCCAAAGGAGAGACAGACACAGCUGAGAAUGACAAAAGCAAAACUGAAAAUACCCAUGAUGCAUCUGAGCUUUGAGGGAAAAAAGCUGGAAGACCACACUACAACCUCUAACUGAACUAAAGAACAUAUCUUUUGGUAAACACUAUAUUUUUAUAUAAAUUGGUACUUAGUUUAUAAAGGGAUUUAAGAGUACUGGUAUAUGUUUUAUACACUCCAAAAGCUACACAGUAUUUCUGCAAUAUGGCGUUUUGUUUACAGAUUUAGCCAUUUUAAGCGUGUGAAUUAGUUUAAAUGGUGAAGUCCAAUUUAAUACUGUUACUGCCAUCAAGGUUACAAUGGAUGCACUUUUUGAAGAGCCUAUAUUACACUAUUUUCUGAUCUAUGCUCUAAUGCUGUUUCCUCAUUACAGACAUACCUGGAGUUGUGUUUUGUUUCAUUUAUGCAUGUUUAACAUACACACCCUGCAUAUUUAGACUGAGUUCUUCUCUCAAACUGAAAACACAACAGAGUGUUUUCAGUUUAAGAUGUUAUGUGGUAAUACAGUAAGUGUUCCACUGUGUUUUUAAAAUGCAUACACCUUCAUUAGAAUCAUUUGGAUAUUUUCAGCCCUCAAAUUUCCAAUUUCUACUGAAAUAAAGGUAAAAGGUAGUAACUUGUCACUACAUGACAUUACAAGGUGGAACAGAGCAUUUUGAGUGCUGGAAAUGUAGGCAUUUCAAAUCUGUGAAUGAAAUAAAACACAACUCCAGUUAUGUUUUUGAUGAGGUAACGGGAGGUAAUUUUGGAUAACAUACUUUGCAGAUGUUGCCCUGACCUAUUGUAAUACCUGAUGAUCAUGGUGUUUUUACCCAUAUAGCAUAAUGCAUUUUGAACUAAGCAAUAUUUUAAUGUUUGUACAAAAUAAAGAAACAUGUUACAUUUUA
Molecule: messenger RNA, 1611 nt
Organism: Boleophthalmus pectinirostris (great blue-spotted mudskipper)
Lineage: Eukaryota; Metazoa; Chordata; Actinopteri; Gobiiformes; Gobiidae
Gene: cnpy4
Product: canopy FGF signaling regulator 4
Exons: 6
Coding region: 104-763 (219 amino acids)
Cellular component (GO): endomembrane system
Molecular function (GO): signaling receptor binding
Source: RefSeq, a predicted model, not a curated record